AUGUUGUUCAGAAGUCUUUGGUACCUCAAAAAAAAGGUGCCUCCAUUGGGAUACAGCAAAAAGACCUUUUUCAAGAAGUUAAAUAGCCCUCGGGCCUCCAAGCCAUGGAGGGAUCGUAGUGCCACAAGUGCGGGGUGCAUAGAAGUGGAUUCCAGCACGGACGUACACACAGAAGAUGGUCAAAUUGUGCUUGGAAAUCUCACCUCGUCCGCCCCUCUAGGGGUGCGUAGCCCGCAUCUUUCCCCGAAGGCGGCGGCAGAGGGUCUUCGUAUAGGGGCACAGGAACUUUUUGACACGUGGAGCAAGGCUGAAUCACGCAAGCAAAUUCCAUCUCCGGAGGGAAAUUGCGUGACACCCGCUUCGUCAUCUGAGUUGGUGGCCUUAAAUUCCUCACAUAAUCCUGCUGCAGUGUUGCCAUAUGGAGAGGACUCCGGGAGGACGCACGCGUUGCUUGCGGAUUCGGUGUCCCCUACUCGGACAUCCGCUGCUGAGGUUGACGGGGAAUCAACUGUUUCUCGUCUUGCCUUUGGUAAUGCCUUAAAUUUCGAGGUGAAGGGGGUGCAUACGUUUCCCGAAGGCCCAGUACCUAUUCACCUUCAACCCUUUAAGCGAAGCAAGAAAGAGUUGAUGGACUCCAUUGUCCUGCCACGCCACAUUAACAAACUCUUUCACAAAAUUAUGGGUUGGUCUGAGGAGCUUGUGGACAUAGAGGCUGAUGAAGACUUGGAGAAGCAGCUCAAGGAUCCUAACAUGGAUCCAGCUCCCCAAUUACUUCGGAAGAAGAUGGUGAAUCUAUCAGAGAAAAUGAAGUACGGUGUUUUGCUCGACGCAUACGAAAAGGACAAGUUUGCCAUUGAGCAUCAACUGGAGCUAGCCGGAAACAAGAUGGAGCGAAAGUUUCUUGAGUGGGAGGGGGCUCACGUGCUAGAUCAGGACGCAAGCUCUGAGAUGGAGCAGGUGUUCACAAACAAAACCUCGAUCGUGAUGGACAUGCCGUCCACGUUUCAUAUCCCGGUCCUGGGUCGUGAUUGUUGCCCGGGAUGUGGGGCGCUGCUGCAAGGUGAAAACGAAUCCGUUUUUGGCUAUGUCCAUAAAGGUGAAGUUGAGCGGUAUGUUCUCGAGCGACAACGCAAGGUUCAGACUCGCCAUGAAUAUGCUGCCCGCAUAGCGGAGCUCCAGGCGCAUUGGGAGAAACACGGCCGCCAUGUCGGGGAGGAGUGGCUUGACUUCAUGACGCAGGAGGAGUUCAAUGCCUUUUAUCGUGAUCGAGCAACGCCGUUUGUAUGCAACCGUUGCCAUGCGUUGGAGAAUUUGGGAGUGAAAGGGCGUCGAAAGGUCUGGUCCGCGCCAGAUUUCACAGAGAAGCUUCGGGCGCUAAAAGAGCAGCGCUGUGUCAUGGUGCUUGUGGUCGACAUUACAGACUUUCCCGGCUCGAUGAUUUACGAUUUGCCUGGGCUGAUCAGCAUGAACAAUCCCGUUAUAAUCGCGGCUAACAAGAUGGAUUGUGUUCGAAACCGUAGCUUUAAGUACAGCGGGAAGGACCGUGCCGUUGCGUCUUGCUUAGUGUCAGAGCGCUACGUACAACGCUGGGUGCUUGACAUUGCAACGCAGUUCGGUCUUCCGAGUCACCUAGUGCGCGAUGUAGUUCCUGUCUCAGCUAAACGCGGCUGGAAUGUCGAUAAACUUAUCACAACGAUUGAAGAAGCUUCCAAUUUGAACCUCAGACGGCCACAUAAGCCUCUGCCAACGUAUUUUAUCGGUGCUGCCAAUUCUGGGAAGUCGUCUCUCCUUAACGCCAUCGCGCACAAGCUCUACGUGCCGCAACCUCCUCAUCCAGAAAGCCGGAAGGUGUACUACACAAAGGUAGACUCCCGUACCGGAAAGGAAGCCGUCUUCUGGCGCUGGUACACUCCACCGAAUGUCAACCAAGCUGAAAUGCUUGAUAUUCCGGCCCGUCACGAUAAGAAGGCCUCCAAGCUGCUCACAGUCUCGUCUCUUCCUGGAACAACCGUUUCCAUAAAUGCAGUCCGAAUUUCUCUUACCAAACCUAGGGCGAAGAGGGGUGACGAGGCAAACACGCCACAGGCGGAGCAGACGUUUUUCUAUGAUACUCCCGGUUUGCUUCCACACUGGCAUCAGCACUCACCUUUAACUCUAUUGCAAAUGCGUCGGACGUUGAUUCGUAAGUUCCGCAACCCGCAGUGCUUCAUUAUUUUACCAGGGCAUACCCUUUUUCUUGCGGGACUGGCAGCCGUGAGUGUGAUGAAGGGCCCUGUACGGGGGCUGCUCUUUAUGGUGUAUACUUCACAAAAGGCCCGCCAUGCUAUCGUGAACACUGAUAGGGCUGACACAUUCUGGGAGGAGCAGCUCGGGAAGGCCUUGGAACCACCCGGCUCACUCGAACAGCUCGCCAGCAGCUCCGGCGGCACUUUGGGGCUUUCUGAGAGCAGGGACUAUUUAUUUGAGUGCUAUAACAGGCACCGGCGUCGUCCCAAGGCGGAUAUCUACAUUUGUGGCCUGGGUUGGACGUCGUUCUGCGUGAGCGAGCCCGCCGACGUCGUGCUGCGCGUGCGCACAUUGCCCGGUGUCAUACACGGCGUCCGAGAACCACUUCGCUACAAUGAUCUUCGUGCUUUUCAACACUGGCCCAAACUGCGGCGCCGCUUUACGUCGAAAAGCAUUGAGGACCUCGAGGACGACGUUGAUAAGGACUCCAUCAAUACCCUUGUCCGAUUAACCGCUCAGACAACCAAUACAACGUCCUCUAAUUUCUCUGAUAAUGGGGUCGCCUCCACGGCAGCGGGUAGUCUCAGUGGUUUAGCCGUGCAACCUGUGGUGAAGGCGUUCCACCCUCAUCACACAGCAGCUUCCUCUGCGCCGUUGGAUGAUCUGAUUGAGGAACUGCAGUCCUCCGGUAAGGUAUGA
Messenger RNA from Phytomonas sp. EM1, 2925 nucleotides. The record is from the annotation of a GenBank genome assembly. Lineage: Eukaryota; Euglenozoa; Kinetoplastea; Trypanosomatida; Trypanosomatidae.